UUGCUGUUCGCUUCUCUGUUCGCUGCGUUCACUUCCUUUUGAGCCAGCGAGGUCGCUCAGCAAGAAAAUUUCCAAAGCACUCUGGGACGGAUCCUUUGACGGCGGAAACGAAAAGAAUGUUGAUAUGGUACGAGAGAGUGUUUGAAGUCUAAAACAAUCAUGUUUGGAAAGAAAAAGUCUAAUGAUCCGUCCGCUGAAUGGACUAAGACAGGAAGUUUUGUUCACAAGCCUCAAAGGGGAUGGCUUCAUUCAGAUAAUUCGCUGAAGGAAGGCGGAGUUUGUUAUGCUGUCAAAUAUGUUGGUUGUUUACAAGUAUUAAAGUCCAUGCGAACUCUCCCUUACGAUCUUCGACAACAAGUUACAAGGGAAGCUAUCUUGAGAUGUUCUGAAGCUGCUGGCUAUCAGCUGUCGAGGAGAAAGAAGGCAGGAAAGAAUAUACAAAAGCUUCUAGGAGAAGUCCCUGGUAUGGUAAACUCUGGCUGUGCUGUUAACAUGACAGUAUCGUCCCUUGGUAUUAAGUUGACAAGCAUUGAAAGUGGAAGAGUUGUUGCUAAUCAUGACAUGCAAGGAAUUUCAUUUGCUAGUGGUGGAGAAAAGGACUGCAUUGAUAUGAUAGGAUAUGUGGCAAAGGAUCAAGUUAAUGGAAGAGCCUGUUUUGUUCUGGACUGUGGAGGAGGAUUAGCUUACGAUGUGAUCAACACAUUAGGACAAGCCUUUGAAAUCCGUUUUAAGAUGUUCUUACAGAAUCCACCCCUUGCCACGGAGGUUCCUGAAAGAUUUUCAGAUACAUUGUUUGAUGAGAGUGAAGAACAUACCUAUGAAAUGGAGUAUGAAGAGCCAAAGAAUGACGGAUUACCAUUGCCAUCGCAUACAUAUGAAGCUCCAAUUGAUUCACGGCAACCUGGUUACACGGCACUGAGAAACACAUCAUCACAUGUGCUUGGAGACUAUGACAACCCCAACAGACUGACGAAUGCACAUGGCUACGAUGUCCCCAAAGGAUCUCUGGUGGGUUACGAAGCGCCCAAGAUCAAAGAGAGAGGUGACUAUGAACACCCUUCAGAGCGAUCCAAUAGCAGAAAUGGCGUGAACCAGUCCGGUAGCCUGAUGUUCGCCGCAGGAGCGUGCUAUGAAAAUCCUAACGGUGCCGCCUUCUACGAGAAUCCGCUUGCUACUCCCAGGGUACCUGAUAGAAGUGAUAGCUUGGAGAGACAUCCACUUGACUUGCAAGACUCCUCACUCUACGAUAACCCUUCCUCCCCACGUUCUGGAUCUGGUGAGCGACAGAAUCAGUGGGCAACAUUUGAUGGGGAGAUGCCACCUCCCCCACCCCCAGCGGCAACUAAUCCGGAUAGCCAUGACUACCUAACUCCACGCCCCACCCCAAGGAAAAAGCCCCCUGUACCAAAACCGUAUGCUGUUUCUAAGUCAGAGAAAGAAAAACAACAAGAACAGUCACAGUACCAGCCGCAACAAUCAGCGCCAACGGAAGGUACUCAAUCCACCCCUCUUGAAUCAGAGGUGUGGUACCACGGUCCAAUGUCUCGUGCCGAAGCUGAACUCCUGUUGGAAGAUGAAGGGGACUUCUUGGUAAGAGAGAGUAAAUCAAAGGCAGGACAGUAUGUGCUGUCUGGAGUUCAAAAUGGACAGCCGCGACAUUUAUUGUUGGUGGAUCCAGAAGGCAAGGUUCGUACAAAAGAUCGCGAGUUUUCAAGUGUUCAAGAACUCGUUGUUUACCAUGUAAACAACGCUCUGCCAAUCAUUUCGUCGGGAAGCCAGGUCACGAUAACACACCCUGUUCACAGGCAAUAACUGUUCGAACCUAGUAACGAUUUGUUUCGGCUAACCUUUUUGCAAACCGCAGCUACCUGAAUCGAGUAUGUUAGUAUGUCUAGGGAACUUGUUUGACUCAUUUGAUGAUUACACCACGACUUCUUUUCUGGAAGUUAGGUGUGGUAUUUCAAAUACUUUAUUAAACUACUGGUUUGCAGAAACGGUAGGCUUUUAUUGGGCGGGGCUUUACAAAAUAACUUUUAACACACUGCUUUCAGAGUCUUCGUUUCACUUAAGAAGAGCAACAUAAUGAUUUCUUAUAAACACUCCCAGCUGAGGCAAAAGUGCCUAAGCUGAACUUUCGUUAUAAAGUUUUGUACAAAUGUUACCUGUAAGGUUUUGUAAAACUUUGCUAACUCAACUUUUUGAUCAAGUAUUGCGUCGCACACAACACGAUAGCAGUAAAUGUAAUGUAUAUUUCGUAAUGAAGGGAUAAUAAUUUUCUCAAAGAUAUUUGCUGACAUAAUUAAUGAUCAGCCACUUAUACUUUUCGCUUUCGAUUUAAGAACUAAUGGUGAUCUGUCGAAAAGCAUAGGAAGCUUGCACGGUGUUUAACACGAGAAGACAAUAAAAGUUAUCCUCAAGUAUAUUUUCAAUGCAUGUGUAUAAUUUCAAAUUUUGAGCAAGGUUAUUCAUAGAGAGCAUUUUGAUUGAAUGCCGAGUACCCAAAACCAAAGUAAUCACUACAGCCAAUCAUAAAAAAGGAAAUAUCUCAAGGAGGCCUAUCAGAACUCGAAGCAAAAAGUGCGGGAAAAAAGUGCGCGAAAUAAAGGUGCAGGGAAAAAAAGGGUGCGAAAAUAGUGUGGGAAAAAAGAGCUAAGAAAAAGUGCAGGAAAAUGCGGGUGACCAAAGUUGUGGUGAUUGGUUGUAGGUUCGAAUCUGAUUGGUUAGGAUGUUAGCGCGACUUUUUCACACUAAUCACGCAAUCUACUAAAGAAAUAUUAUUGAAAUCCUGGAUAGCUCUCGACGCUAAAUUGAAUAUUGCUUCAAGAUCGAUCCAAACUUAUUUUACAAUAUUUGUAGAAUAAAUCGGUUAUGUUUAACAAUUUCACGAGAUUUGCCAAGAGACUACUUUUUUGAGAAUGUCGAUCAACUGAUUUAAAUGAACAAUAAAAAGGUAGUUAAAUUUGUUUACACCAGCAAGCUCUGGUUUGGUUUUAAAGCUAGGAAUUUUUGCCCGUAGCUACAAAUAGUAAUAGCUGGUCUAUUAUUUGUAACUGAAAAUCAAUUAAUUUUAUAACUCUUCUCGUAACUUUUACAGGAUUUGCACUUUUAAUAGAAAAACGGAUAAGAAAAGAACGCAUUUAUUCCUUAACGUUCAACUUUAUUUCAAGAAAAGUUGUUUUAGACUUUUUUAUUUGAAAAAACUCAAGACGGCAAUCGCAACUUUUGUAUCACCUAUAUAAUAUUGUAACUCUUAGAUCACCACACAAACUUUCAAUGUGUCAUCUAGGGUAGCAUAUGUUACGUGUUCAAGAGUUGUAAAUGUCCUUGUUUUGGGCCACAAGGUUUCAAAGACCGAAGCGCUCUAGUGUGGGAAGGGGUCAUUGAUUGCAAUAUUUUAAAGUAAAGUCACUUGUAUUUCUUGAAGUUGAA
This is a messenger RNA of Stylophora pistillata, 3429 nucleotides long. RefSeq names its product SHC-transforming protein 1. Gene Ontology annotation, biological process: cell surface receptor protein tyrosine kinase signaling pathway; intracellular signal transduction. Lineage: Eukaryota; Metazoa; Cnidaria; Anthozoa; Scleractinia; Pocilloporidae. Gene Ontology annotation, cellular component: plasma membrane. Gene Ontology annotation, molecular function: receptor tyrosine kinase binding. The record is from RefSeq and is a predicted model, not a curated record.